CCCAAGAUGGCGGCCGCAGUGCUGCUCCGGGGCCUAGCUCCGGGCCGCGGCGGCCCGGCCUGGGGCUGGCGACUGCGCGCGUCCUCGAGGCGCCGCCUAGCUCACGACUCCGACCGUCAUGGCGGCGACAGCGCCCACGGCGCGGGAUGGGCCUGCUUCCCACUCGGCGAGCGCGCCGUGGUGCGCGUGCGCGGGCCGGACUCGGCGCCUUUUCUCUCGGGGCUGCUGACCAAUGAGCUGCCGCUUCCGGGUCCUGGGGACGGAACGGCCCCGCCGCCUGCGCGCGCGGGCUACGCCCACUUCCUCAAUGUCCAGGGCCGGACGCUCUAUGACGUCAUCCUGUACAGGCUCCACGGGAGCGAAGACGAAGAGGCUGGUUUCCUGCUAGAGUGCGACAGCUCCGUGGUGGAUGCGCUGCAGAAGCACCUGAUUCUCUACAAGAUCCGCAGGAAGGUCGUGGUUGAGCCCUGCCCAGAAAUGAGCGUGUGGGCCCUGCUGCCCGGCGCUCCCGAGGCCAGCCCAGCCCUGCCCCUGCAGGAGAAGGCCCAGGGAGCCAUGGUCCUCGCCCGGGACCCCAGGGCGGCCUGCAUGGGCUGGCGGCUGCUUGCUCCAAAGGAGGCCCCGGCCUGGGACCUAGUGCCUGGAGGCCAGCCUGGGGAUCCCCGUGACUACCGUCAGCACCGGUACCGGCAAGGAGUCCCUGAGGGCGUCCGGGACCUGCCCCCAGGCGUGGCGCUGCCCUUGGAGUCCAACCUGGCUUUCAUGAACGGUGUCAGCUUCACCAAGGGCUGCUACCUGGGCCAGGAGCUGACUGCCCGCACUCACCACACGGGCGUCAUCCGCAAGCGUCUCUUCCCCGUGCGGCUCUCGGGCCUGCUCCCCGCAGCCAGCAUCCCCGCGGGCACCGCCGUCCUUGCUGUGUCGGGGAAGGCAGCUGGCAAGUUCCGGGCUGGCGAGGGUGAUGUGGGGCUGGCCCUGCUGCAGUCAGAGAGGAUCAAGAGUCCCCUGCACAUCCGAACCUCCGAAGACAGCCAGGUGGCCGUGACAGCCUCGGUGCCCGGCUGGUGGCCCAAGGCCACCAAGUGACCCCGGCUGCCCCGUCCCCUCCCUUGCGAGCCUGGGGCAAGGCGACUGGGCCUCCCAGGGUGCUCCCUGGCUGCACGUGUACCUUGGAGAGCCCGAUGUGGGUCAGCUUCCGGGGCCACAGGCCAGGCUGCUGAGCGUGGGCUUUCGUCUCCUCUGGCCCUGGGGCUGGGAGAGGGGAACACGAGCCCACUGAGCCCAUGGCUGUGCCAGUCUGGCCCUGGCUUUCCGCAAACCCAAGAUGGGCUUGUACACAGGGUCUGUUGGAGCCCCCGGGCAUGGCGGGCGCUUUUGUGCAGAGAGCUGGCACAGUGACAGCUGGGCUUCGGGGUCUGCCCCUGCACCUCCCGUGUCCCAUGUACAGGGCACUCAGAAAUCAGCCUCGGUGGGGAGGAGGGCCAGGCAGCACUGAGACUGGGGCAGAACCUGGAUGGGGUGUGUAUCCACACAGCUGGAACGCUGGCUCUGCUCCUCACCGUGGCCAAGAGGGUUGAGUGUGCACACAGAGUGUGCACACACCUGUAUCCACAUGUGUGCCCACACUGCACACACAAACCAUAGGGGCACACACACAUCGCAAGUGCACACAUGCUACACACAGUGCAGGUGCAUGCACACACACCACACACACCGCAGGUGUACACACACCAUACACAUCACAGGUGCACACACGUACUCGUCACAUAUACCACCCACACUGCAGGUGUACACACCUGCAUGCACACCCACCCACACUGCACGGACACAUGCACACCACACAUGCCACAGGCACACACAAAUCACUCAUGUCCACACUGCAUGCACACAUACAAUCCACACUGCAGGCACACAUGCGUGCUACAUGCACACCCACCCACACUAUAUGCACACAUACACAUCACAAUGCCAGUGCACACAUACACAUAUACCACAUACAUGUCCACACUGCACACACAUAUACACACCACACACUGCAGAUGUGCACACGUAAGAUCACAUGCACAUCCACACUGCAUACACAUAUACAUACCCCCACACUGCAGGUGCACACACACAUCACACACACUUGCCAUACUGCAUGCACACACACACACCACACAUACAUGCACAUAAAUGCACACUUGUCACACACACAGGGACACUGUACAUGAGACAGUCUGUCCCUUCCUGAAGUGUGGCCUUAAAUGCACUUGCCUCGACUUGUGCUGUCAGGAGCACGGACUCGAGGUGCUCCCCAGAUGUCACCUCAUGCUGAUCUCCCCCGUUUGUACCUCAGAGACGUCUUUGCAGUGAGAGCACCACCCUUGGCCCUGGCUCUCUGUACCCCGUGCUUCAUGUCUGGCACCAAGGACAAGUGGGGCAGGUGUGGCUGCCUGGGGUCAAGAGCGGCCAUUGCACCCUUGCACCCGGGAGCUUCUGCUGAAGACUCUGGAUGUGUUUGCUCAUUUGCUGUUUUUCAAAGCAUAGCGAUGAGAGAAACGAUUCCAAUAGUCAAGGGUCGGGGACUCCUUUCUCCUUUUAUAAACCACUGACCCAUGUCAUCCUGUUGUAAUGUGAAAUUCCCAGUGACUGUGUGUCUCAGCUGAGGCAUCCAGUGUGACUAUUAAAGAGUGAUCUG
Choloepus didactylus (southern two-toed sloth) is the source of this 2680-nucleotide messenger RNA. It is a transcript of the gene IBA57, whose product is annotated as iron-sulfur cluster assembly factor IBA57. The record is from RefSeq and is a predicted model, not a curated record. The transcript has 3 exons. Gene Ontology annotation, cellular component: mitochondrial matrix. The coding region runs from base 7 to 1086 and encodes 359 amino acids. NCBI's taxonomy places the organism in Eukaryota, Metazoa, Chordata, Mammalia, Pilosa, Megalonychidae. Gene Ontology annotation, molecular function: protein binding.